Molecule: messenger RNA, 1056 nt
Organism: Phycomyces blakesleeanus NRRL 1555(-)
Lineage: Eukaryota; Fungi; Mucoromycota; Mucoromycetes; Mucorales; Phycomycetaceae
Product: C2H2-type zinc finger transcription factor
Exons: 1
Coding region: 1-1056 (351 amino acids)
Source: RefSeq, a predicted model, not a curated record
AUGUCUAUUACACAGUCUGUAAACACCAUUUCUGGAGUACCUUUAGUGCUUUCCCCACAUUGUGGUGAUCUGCUCAAGUGUUCUUGCAAUUACUGCCUUCAAUUUGAAUCUCUGGACGUCAACAUUGACUCUAGUUUCUCUCAAGGCCAGCCCAUGGAAGAACUACUUGCUGCUGGAUCAGAGCUAUUGCACUCCUGUUUAACACCUACCUAUGCAUUCAAUGUCAAAGCGCCUAAUAUGGGUGGCUAUCACUGUGACACGUUUCUGUCCGAAAAUGCAAAUGUUCCUAUUCAAGACCAACAUUUGGCUUUGGCUCAAAACAAUAUUACACCUCCUUGUUGCUCUUUGAGUAUCCUCCAAGACGACUUCAUGCCGACCCAAACCGACGUAAACAAAGCUUCGAGCGUACCAGACGAAAACAAUCUUUUAUUCCAAACCUUUUUGAAACAAUUUCUUGAAGAGGACCCUUGUCUUUUUAAUCUGGUCGACAACCCUGCUAGUCAAGGAUCCUGGCCAAUUGAGAACAUAUCUCAAGAGGUGUAUCCAGGAACAUACCAGCCGCAGCCGUUUUUUGUAACGCAACAGCAACAGUACACUGACUCGCCUGAGCCUUUCACUCCCGGUCUUUCCACAUGCCUGUCCCAGUACGAUUCUCCAAUGCUUACCGACCGUUCUACGAUUAUGUCUAUGAAUGGAUCCCCAAAUACUAUGUUUAUGCCUUUUUAUGAACUGAAAUCAAACUUUGAUUAUGCCUCUAAUACUGGAGAAGAAAACACCGACUGGUUGCACCGACUCCUCCGAGAUCCAGUCACUAAUACAUCUUCCGGAACCAAAAAUCAAAGAAACAAGAGAGGACGUAAAGGAGUCAAAUCAUCCGAUAAAAUUAAGAAGCAUAUUUGUUGCUUCUGUUCUUAUAGCACAGAUCGUGUGAGCAAUUUUAUCCGGCACGUAGAAUCACAUACACGGUGUGUUAACGAAUGGGAGUGCAAACCAUGUGCAAUAUCGUUUUCCAGCAAAUCCAAUCUAGCAAGACACAAUAGACGAACUCGCCAUUAA